Molecule: messenger RNA, 240 nt
Organism: Enterobius vermicularis (human pinworm)
Lineage: Eukaryota; Metazoa; Nematoda; Chromadorea; Rhabditida; Oxyuridae
Source: the annotation of a GenBank genome assembly
AUGGAAGAAUUAGAAGACAGUGUCCAGAGCCGAUUUGGCCGAGUGUUUCUUGUAGGCGAAGGAAAUAAGCCACUUCCUUAUACUUCAAACGUGGAUGCUAAUCAUCAUUACGAAAUGGCAGCAGUGAUAAAGAACGCAAUUCAGGAAGGCAAGGAGAAUAUGAAAGGAAGAUCUUUUGUAGCUUUGAAAUCGAGAGUCAAGAAUAUAAAGAGCAAGAAGAAAGGCCGGCCGCUGAGAUGA